CACACAACCCACGGGGGGACUCCUUACCACGCCAAACAAGGCUACAACCUGAACCUCCGCCAUCAUGUCUCCAACCCUCCUCACAACAAUCUCGUCAUCACAUCCCCAGCCCUGAGCUCCAACCCGCAAUGCCACCACCACAACCCUCUCAACCAACCAUCCUCCACUCCCUCACGACUCCCGCCCUCCUAACCCGCAUCCUCGCCGCGCAGUCCCCCGCGCCCGCCACGCUCGUAAUCUGCUCCACGCGCCCGGCCUUCCUCGCCCACCUCGUCCACGCGACCAAUACCCCGAGCUCUAGCCGCUCAGACGCGCUGACUCCGACUCUGCAUACCCUCGCGACGUCUUCGCAGAUCAAGCUCGUGUUUUGUCCGAGCGUGGCGAGCUUGUUGGGGUGGUUGGGUGUGUACAAGGGGACGAAGGACGUAGCGGGUGCAGGAGCAGGGAAUGGGGACGAGGAAACGAAGAUUAUCAGUGGUGCAGGAGCUGGAGGCGGGCGGAUACUGUAUCUCGUCGAUCCGCUAGCGCUGCAUUCGCACACGCCCUCGUUCUCGGCGCAAGGGCUUGGGAGGUGCUUUGCGGCUGCGGUGGAGGCGGCGGCGAGGGCGGGAGAGGAGUUGGUGGUUGUGGAGUGCGGUGGGAAGAAAGGGAUGAGUUUGGGCGUGGAAGAGGGGGGCAGUGAAGGUGAUGAUGCAGAUAUGGGUGGUGGGGAUGAUGGAGGUGUAGGUGGGCGAGAAGAUAAUGCAGAAGAGGCUGGCCGAGGUGAGAGGGAUGAAGAUCCGUGGGAGCAGGAGGUUCCGAUAUUGAACACCACGAUGCGUAGGCUCGGGGCUGGGAGUGGUGAGAGGGGCUGGGCCGGGCGGACGGUGAAGGUCAGGACGGUUGCGGAGAGGUGGUUCAGGUUUGACGUUGACGGGGAGAUAGAGGUCCCAGAAGAGGAGAGGGAGCGUAUGGAUGAAAUGUAGGUCACGGUUCAUGGACUUAUAAUCAAAGAAAGUGUACAAGCAUGUAGGAGUAUCUGGAAUUCAUUCAAAUGCCGUGUAAAGCCCAU
This is a messenger RNA of Mytilinidion resinicola, 1051 nucleotides long. RefSeq lists its product as uncharacterized. Lineage: Eukaryota; Fungi; Ascomycota; Dothideomycetes; Mytilinidiales; Mytilinidiaceae. The record is from RefSeq and is a predicted model, not a curated record. The coding region runs from base 129 to 965 and encodes 278 amino acids. The transcript has 2 exons.